AUGCCAACCUCCGCUAAAAGACCCUACCGUCGAGAUUCGAUGAGGGAGGAGAUUGACAUUCCUGACUCCUCACCUUCUCGCCCUCCGAAGAGAAGAAAGAGGGCUUCAGAUCCCAAACCUAAAUCCAAACAUUCAACCUCAAACCAACGACCCGUUACCCCCGUACCCGAGAUGGAAAGCCAGGAAGAGAUCAUCUUUAAGCUCAAGAAACAUUUGGGAUUACCUGGUGUCGUACAAGUUCUCGACGAUCAUGCGGACGAUAAAUAUGAACAAGAGUACGGAGGCGGAGUUCAAGCUUUCGCAAAGUUGGCGGGAAAUGGUUGGACUUACUACGUCAAGGAUCAGGAAGUUCAGAUUGGGCGCAACCCGGCUGAGGGUCAAGAAGAAGCCCCAGGAGCUGUUGCUGAGGUCGAUAUUGAUCUGGGUCCAAAUAAGAUGAUUUCGCGACAACAUGCCAGAAUAUUCUUCGACGAUGGCUGGCGAAUCCAAGUCAACAGCCGCAACGGAGCCAAAGUCAACGGUACGGCGUUUUCCCGCAAUCAUGAGCCAAAAGAGUUGCAUAGUGGAGAUGUCAUCAAUAUCUCCGGUGUCGAGAUGAUAUUCGUUUUACCUGGUGGUCCCUUUGUGAUUGAUCCGGAAUACCUGCGAAAGAUUGAGAGUGCCGUGGACGAUGUAGAGGAAGUUGAUGAAGUAGAGGACGCAGAGGAUGUAGAGGAUGCUCAGAGAUAUAGCGAGGAACCUUCCGAUGUUCCUUUGCCUCCUUCGACUAACGGAGCUCGAGCUCAGAAUGGAGUUCCACAAGCGAUUGCUCCAGCGCCAGCUAAUUGGCAACGUGCGGCGACUCCUCGCGCUUCUCUUAAAGUGCCAAGUUCUGCAAAGCGACCCCAUACUGGCUAUUCGGCUGGCGGUACAAUGAUCAUGAAUGAUUCUGAAAAUGUCGACCUCAGUCUUGAUUCCAAUCAUCAUAUCAAGCCUGGUUACAGCUAUGCGCAAAUGAUCGCGCAGGUAAUUUUCGAAGCGCCAAAUCAAAUGUUGUUACUGAAUGGUAUUUACCAAGCCAUCAUGGCCAAAUACGCUUAUUACAGAUUUCAAGCACCCGGCGGCUGGCAAAAUUCUAUCCGCCACAACUUGUCACUUAACCAAAAUUACGACAAGGUAGCACGCGGAAAGGAUGAGCCUGGCAAAGGUAAAAAGUGGUUUAUCAAGCCAGCGUGCUAUGAUACAAUCGCAGCACUGGCACAAUCAGCUCCUGGUAGAGGUGGCGGCCACCGAGGAUCUUCACAGCCAGCGUCACCAAUCACCGCUGCCGAUCGAGGGUUUGAUGAUGAAUCCAGUCCGGAUUCCGUCGUUAGAAAGAGGAAAUCUUCAGCUUCACGCUCACCACGCAUGAGACCACACCAAACUAACAGACCGCAAUUUACUCCCGAACGGGCCCCCCGGAUUCAAAACUUACAGCAUGAUUUCCCCGGCGAUGGAAGCCCACUACCUAGACAUUAUCGACGAGUUCAGAAGAACGCCCCUGGCUUUUCCGAUAAUUUGCCCAAUUCUCCACCCACCCUCUCAUCUUCUUAUCAACAGGAUGAUGGCAACACAUUUGUCACGCCAGCUCCUCAUCGUGUUUAUCCUCAUUUAGCACCGCCAAGUACUGCGCAGCGACCAAGUCAACACAUGCCAACUAGCUCCCCUGCUCCAUUUUGGACAUUCGCUGACGGUACUCCUAAUCAUGGAUUUCGUGGUUAUGAUAAUAGCCCUAUCAAAAGGUUUCAACCUAGCGUCAUUCCCGAUAGCAGUCCACCUCCAAUGCGACGGACUCCAGCUCCGAGUCCUAUCAAAAAUGCAGUUUUAGGAAAGCUUCAGAUGCCAGAUGUCGAUGAGGUUGAAGAAGAGGAAGAAAAAGGGUUUGAUCUUACAAAAGGUUUCCAAAGUAUUUCUCAAUUCCACCUUGAGAGUGUUGCAAAACUUGCUGCGACACCUGUCUCGGGCUCCCUUGCGGCUCGCAUUUGA
Molecule: messenger RNA, 2004 nt
Organism: Botrytis fragariae
Lineage: Eukaryota; Fungi; Ascomycota; Leotiomycetes; Helotiales; Sclerotiniaceae
Product: putative fork head domain-containing protein
Exons: 4
Coding region: 1-2004 (667 amino acids)
Biological process (GO): regulation of transcription by RNA polymerase II
Molecular function (GO): RNA polymerase II cis-regulatory region sequence-specific DNA binding; DNA-binding transcription factor activity, RNA polymerase II-specific; protein binding
Source: RefSeq, a predicted model, not a curated record